AUGGCCAAUUUCGCCCAGAAAGAUAAUUCUUUAUCCUUAUCGAUACAUGAUCUCGAAGGCUGUCACAAAAAUAAAACAUUGCAGUCCGAGAGGUUCCGGUUAGAGAGCUAUUGUGAACAACAGACAAGUCAGCCAAAGGACACACUUUUAAAGCGAAAAAGACGUUUUGCUACUCUAGUUCCGCAACGAACAACAGCGGAGUCUUUUUGGGAAAUAACAGAUAGCAAUAACUACACGGUAUCACUGAAUAACUCACCUGUACUUUGUAACGCAUUCUUUCCGCCGGUGGACAGUUUUUUCAGUUUGUUUAAGAAUAGUUUGUUCUUUUGGCGAACCAAGAAACUUUCGCAAAGGACUGCCCCGACUAUGGUGCCGAAGAACGAUGCUAACUCAUUAAGCCUACUGACAACUACAAUUAGGUCACUGUCGAGACUUAACACUACAAGCAUUACAUUCUUCGAUUGGAAACCCCACGAUUUGAAUUUAUCACAGAAAGGGCCAUCACAAGAAUCACUAGAUUUGGUUGUAUCAGAUGAAGAAAUGGCAAAAGUAGAAUUAAUUGGCAGAGAGCCUGACACAGAGCCUGUGCUGGAUGAAAACGUUGCUGAACAGAUACGGCAACAACUCCCUCGGAUCUCGCGGCUAGCGCCAACGUGGAAUCUAUUAUAUAGUCUCGAUCAAGACGGCUCUAGCAUGGCUACAUUGUAUCGCAAAGUAAAAGACAAAGGUCCACUAAUACUGGCAAUCAAGGACGAAGGAGACCAGGUUUUCGGCGCUUUCGUCACAGAUCCAUUCAAACCACGUACAUCUUUUUAUGGCACGGGUGAAUGCUUCUUGUGGAAGUGUAUAUAUGUGGACAAAGAAACACCUACGGUCAGAUUCUACCUGUGGAGUGGAAAAAACGAAUAUUUGAUAUUUAGCUCCAUUGAUUAUUUGGCUAUUGGUGGGGGAGACGGACGAACUGGCCUGUGGAUUGAUUCAGGUCUUGAAAGAGGUACCUCUGCUGCAUGUGAGACAUUUGAUAAUGAGGUUUUAUCCUCAACACCGCAAUUUGAUUGCUUGGGCCUUGAAAUAUGGGGAUUUAAGAAUUGA
Molecule: messenger RNA, 1092 nt
Organism: Paraglomus brasilianum
Lineage: Eukaryota; Fungi; Glomeromycota; Glomeromycetes; Paraglomerales; Paraglomeraceae
Source: the annotation of a GenBank genome assembly